AUCAGUUUUCUCUAAGCUUAGGCCCAGCCAUGGCCCAUGGCCUCAGCCCUCGGAUAGAUAAGGCUUAUUUAGGCAUUUAAACGCCGACACCUGCCUUCUGUUGUUUGAUUCCCGCAGUCUGACAGAUUCACCAACCACGGAGGAGAAGGCCCAGCUUCCUUGUGCUGUGUGUAAACGAGGCUUCCAUCAGCGCGAGAGCACACACACACACACACACACACACACACACACAGAGGCUGCAAAGGGACCAGCCCUGCCCCCAAUUCCACACCCAUGGCCACAGCAAAGAAUGCUGUGUCCCCCUUCCCUGCCCCUCAGCCUCAUGCCCGGUUCACACCUGGGCUAAUUUCACUUCUCACUUUCCGGGUUUGCAAAUGCCUCCCCAGCGGAAUCAAAAUGACAGAUUUAUGCCACACGGUGGGUUUGGAUCAGAACGCACCCACUUGAACAACAUUUAGAUUCCCUGUUUCUCCCUGUCCUCAGCUACUUCUUGGAAGGGCAGAUGGAGAGAAAAAAGAUUGUUUCUUUUUCUUGGGAAAUUGGCAGAGGCACGCUGAAGAAAUCAGCUACAGCUGUUCUCCACACCUGGAUAAAUUUUUAAUCAGAGCUUGACGCACCCUCCCUCUAGAACGGGUGGUCUGUGGUGCCGAUGGCGUUAUCUAUCCCAGGGCAGCUUUCUCUGGGACCUGGAGAGCGAAGAGUUUAUUUCCGUCACACUUCAGCUGCUAAAGUCUCCUUUAAAUGAUGGAUGAAAAUUAUAACCUUUUGCCUCACGGAGUCAAUUUCCAAGAUGCCAUCUUCCCAGACACUCAAGAGAACAGAAGGAUGUUUUCUAGCCUUUUCCAGUUUUCAAACUGUUCCCAAGGACAGCAGCUGGCGACUUUCUCCAGUGACUGGGAAAUCCAGGAAGACAAUAGGCUCAUGUGCUCCUCGGUGCAGAAGGCCCUGUUCGAGGAGGAGGACCACGUGAAGAAACUGCAGCAGAAAGUCGCCACCCUGGAGAAGCGCAACCGGCAGCUCCGGGAGCGGGUGAAGAAGGUCAAGAGGUCCUUGCGGCAGGCGCGCAAGAAGGGCCGCCACCUGGAGCUGGCGAAUCAGAAACUCAGCGAGAAGCUGGCUGUGGGCGUGCUGCCGCACAUCAACGCCCCAGGGCCCGUGCGCGCCCCCUACCUGCGGGGUUAACGGGACGGGGGCUGCUGGGUGUGCAGGGCCAAUCCUGGCGGCAAUGGAGAAUGAGUGAGGUUUUGUACAUGCAUCUGUUUCAAGCGUUGUAGGAGUUUUCGUUUUUAAUCACGCAUUUGGUAGUCUAAAUGGAUAAAAUGCAAGUCUUGCCUUCCCCUUGGGUGCUGCUCCUUCCUGGCCUGACCCCAGACGCAGUGCAUGGAAGUCCAGAAGCAGCGGGACCCCUGAGUGCUGUGUGCUGGCCUGCAAGCGGCCAGGAAAGAGCCCUGAUGGGGAGAGAACAUUUUAGAAUCUCUAGCGUAAAAGACAUCAAGGGGCUUAGCCUUUAUUUCAGAAGAAAAUCAGGGUGGUCCUCAGCUCCGCAGUCCAGGUCAACCAUCAGUCCUGAUGAGUGAGCUGAGCUAGUGCUGGAACCUGCUGGUGCUUCACUGUCCAUAUCUUUGGAAGGGAUUUGUGGCCUUGCAAAGCACCCAAGAUGCCUGAAAAUCAACACACACAGGGCCUCCCUAUCCAGCCAGCAUUUCCCUUCCAGCUGAGGCAGGUAAAGACUGAAUGAGCUCAUCACAGGGGAGGGAACUGAGGAGCAGGGCAGCUGGUAAUUAAACAAGAUAAAUUACACCUGAUUUCCAACACCAGCUACUAAGGAUUGAAGAUGAUACCUAUGGGCCGCAUUAACACAGGGGGCAGUUGCCUUGAUCAGCCUGUUGUGGGUCAUCAAACUGCUUCCUAAAUAGAGAGAACCUGAGCAGUAGCUCAGCCACUGCUAUAUUGUUUCUCCAUGUUUGCUCAGUAAUUGUUUCCAAUGUCUCUGAAUUCAAAGUGAGGUGCCCCAAGAUGCUCUGGACUUCUGCAAAGACACCUCCUAACCUACUGGGAUCAUGUGACCUGACCUCACUCCCAGCCAGGCUCCCAAAGGGCCCAUUUCAGGAUUCCAGUCUCUUCCUCUUUAUGCAAACAACCCCCGCUCCCUGCCCCAGCAGCAGGUCUUGUUUAUUUGAUAGGAAUAUUUGUUCAUCCUAGCACUUGUCCUGACGUCAAUUCCUUAUCCACCAAAGCACUUCACCUUUCUGGAAAGAAAA
Messenger RNA from Sapajus apella (tufted capuchin), 2261 nucleotides. RefSeq names its product coiled-coil domain containing 3 (gene CCDC3). The transcript is spliced from 3 exons. NCBI's taxonomy places the organism in Eukaryota, Metazoa, Chordata, Mammalia, Primates, Cebidae. The coding region runs from base 742 to 1182 and encodes 146 amino acids. The record is from RefSeq and is a predicted model, not a curated record. Gene Ontology annotation, cellular component: extracellular region. Gene Ontology annotation, biological process: negative regulation of gene expression.